AUCUCAUAUGAAGAUUACAGAGAUAAAUUUCCCAAUCUGAAACUAAAACACACCUCAGUGAAGUUAAAAACAUACACAGGUGAAAGAAUAACUCCCUUGGGAAAACUGAAAGUGAAAGUGGAAUAUGAGAAGGAUAAGUGCAACCUGGAACUUUAUGUUCUGAAAAAUGGAGGUGUGCCAUUAUUUGGGCGUGACUGGUUGAAACACAUCCACCUCAACUGGAAAGGAAUAAAGUCCAUGAGACUAGCACAUGGUCUGAGUGCACAUCCUGUGGAUGAAAGACUGAAACAGACACUCGAGAAGCAUGCUCAGGUGUUCAAGGAAGGUAUUGGCACUCUGAAAAAUAUUAAAGCACAGAUCAUACUGGAGGACAAUGCAAAACCCAGAUUUCACAAAGCACGUCCUGUACCAUAUGCUGUACGGCCCAAAGUCGAAGCAGAGCUCCAACACCUGGAAGAGCAAGGAAUACUCACCAAGGUGGAAUGGUCAGACUGGGCCACACCAAUAGUAUCAGUGAGCAAGAAGGCAAGUGAUAGUGUGCGAAUCUGUGGUGAUUUUAAGGUUUCAGUGAACCCAGUCCUCCGCAUCGAUCAGUACCCACUCCCACGAAUAGAAGACAUAUUCACAGCAGUGGCAGGUGGCAAACACUUUUCAAAAAUCGACCUUGCUCAAGCUUAUCUUCAGAUGGAAGUAGAAGAGACAUCCAAGAAAUAUCUAGUGAUAAACACUCAUAAAGGCCUAUAUCAGUACAACAGACUGGUCUUUGGUAUCGCCAGUGCCCCAGCAGUAUGGCAACGCGCUAUGGAUCAGGUUCUGCAGGGCAUUCCAGGAACGCAAUGUUUUCUGGAUGACAUAAUCGUCACAGGUGUCGAUGAGGAGACUCAUUUGGCUAACCUAGCAGCAGUCCUGGCCAGGUUAGAAAAAUAUGGACUGAGAGCAAACAAAAACAAAUGUGAGUUCUUCCAGGAUGCCAUUGAAUAUUGUGGCCAUAAGAUCGACAGGCAUGGACUCCACAAAACCAAAGACAAGGUUGACGCAGUCUUGAAGGCACCGGAACCUAAAAAUGUGAGCCAACUACGCUCAUUCUUGGGCUUAAUUAAUUAUUAUCACAAGUUUCUACCGAACCUGUCGACAGUUCUGCACCCCCUGCACUUGCUGCUGCAACAAAAUGUCAAAUGGAAAUGGACAAAAGAAUGUGAAGAGGCAUUUAAUGGUGCCAAGCAGCUCAUUACGUCAGAGGAGGUGCUGACGCAUUUUGACCCAAACCUACCCCUUCGCCUUGCCUGUGAUGCCUCCCCAUAUGGCAUCGGUGCUGUGCUAUCUCAUAAAAUGCCUGAUGGAUUGGAACGACCAAUUGCUUUUGCCUCAAGGUCCCUAAAUGCAGCAGAGCGAAACUAUGCACAGAUCGACAGAGAAGCGCUCAGUCUAGUGUGGGGAGUGAAGAAGUUUAAUCAGUAUCUAUAUGGAAGACACUUCACCCUGAUUACAGACCACCGACCGCUGGUGUCCAUUUUUAACCCUCAGAAAAGCAUUCCAACCAUGGCUGCAGCACGGUUGCAGCGGUGGGCCUUAUUCCUUGGUGCACACACUUACACCAUUGAAUUUAAAGGGACAAAACUGCAUGGGAAUGCAGAUGGACUGUCACGCCUUCCACAAAGGCAAACCACUGAAGAAACCACUGACCCAGCAACUGUGUUUCACGUGGCACAGAUGGAACCUCUACCUGUCACCAGUGCUCAGGUGAAAAGAGAAACAAGCCGAGACACAAUCUUAUCCAAAGUGUAUGAUUUUACUGUGAAUGGCUGGCCAUCCUCCAGUGACACUCAAUUAUCUGUGUAUUCUACCCGCAAAGACCAGCUAUCUGUUUGCCAAGGAUGUGUCUUGUGGGGAACCCGUGUCAUCCUUCCACCCAAACUACGUACAAGGGUACUAGACUCACUACACGAUGGACAUCUGGGUGUUGUUAAGAUGAAGAGUCUUGCUAGGAGCUAUGUUUGGUGGCCAGGCAUAGACUGUGAAAUAGAGAACGUGGCUAAAUCCUGCACUGGUUGCCAGCAGACACUGCGCCAGCCUCAACCAGCACCUGUACACACAUGGGAGUGGCCAUCCACUCCAUGGCAACGCAUUCAUAUAGACUAUGCUGGACCAUUUAUGGACCAAAUGUUCCUGAUUGUGGUUGAUGCUCACUCAAAGUGGCCAGAAAUUUUUCCUGUGAAGCAAGCAACAGCUGCCAGCACAGUCAGCAUCCUUCGAUCACUCUUUGCACGCACAGGUUUGCCACAACAGCUUGUAAGUGACAAUGGCCGUCAGUUUACUGGAGAGGAGUUUCAGAGUUUCCUCAAGAACAACGGUGUACGACAUAUGACUUCAGCUCCCCAUCAUCCAGCAACAAAUGGACAAGCUGAACGGUUCAUUCAGUCCUUCAAGCGGUCAAUGAAAGCCAGCCGAUUGGAGGGAAAGCCAAUGCAACACAAAAUCGACAGCUUCUUAUUGGCUUACAGAAACACCACUCAUGCAACUACUGGACACACACCUGCAAUGCUUUUCAUGGGACGAAAUCUGAGAUCACGUUUGGAUCUGUUAAAACCAGACAUCCGCAAGAAUGUCCAGGGCAAACAAUCUUCUUUGGUGGAAACAACAAAGAACCGAACCAGAUCAUUUGACAUUGGACAAAAAGUUCUUGCCAGAGACUAUAGAGGCCCAAAUCAGAAAUGGCAGUCUGGCAUGAUUCUGUCACAGACUGGACCUCUGACAUACAACAUUAAUGUUGGAGACAACUUAAUCUGGCGGCGACAUGUUGAUCAGAUUGUAGAUGCAGAAACCCACAUGGUUCCAAGGCAACCUGAGAGCACAUCCACAUCUCAGGAUUCAGAAGAGUUUAUCUUCGCAACACCUCCUGAGGUUCAGGGUUUAGGUGAAACCACUGAUGCCCAAACAGCCGAACCUUCCACACAGAGUACUAUGGACUCUGGCCAUUCUGGCAGACGUUACCCUGAGAGAAAUCGCAGAGCACCUCAGAGACUGAAUUUAUAGAUUUCCAGUUCAUUUUAUAAGGAAACAGUUAAAAUGUUUAGAGUGAACAAUCUGCCACUAUGUUGUAGAUCUCAGAGUAGUUAUUAUGUUUCUGUUACACUCUCUGGAGCAAAUUUAUUGGGUUACAGCAUUUCCUAGAAUAUAUUUUGGUGCUUGAUGUUAAUUGUGGUUCAUCAAAGCUGGAUGGGAGGAACUGUUAUGUAUUUAGCAUUAGAAAUACAUGGUUCAGUGGCACUAUUUUGUGUUUAAGUAGAACAGCACCAAGUGUGGCGUA
Messenger RNA from Archocentrus centrarchus (flier cichlid), 3307 nucleotides. RefSeq lists its product as uncharacterized. Gene Ontology annotation, molecular function: nucleic acid binding. Lineage: Eukaryota; Metazoa; Chordata; Actinopteri; Cichliformes; Cichlidae. Bases 238 to 3033 code for a protein of 931 amino acids. The record is from RefSeq and is a predicted model, not a curated record. Gene Ontology annotation, biological process: DNA integration. The transcript has a single exon.